UUUUCGAUAGAAAAACAUGGGAAGAAAAACUUCCCGUCACAACAAUCCUCGAAGAAACUGACUGCAGCGUGGAGACAUUCCAAGCCUUCGAGUCAAUCAUCCAUUGCGCUGGAAAAAAACAACAACAGAUUUACCACCAUGGCGAAUUCCGACAAAAACAAGAAGAAAAAGCUGAAAAAGCGAAGAGAAAGAAAAGAAGAGGAGGCCGCAAAGCAGGAGAAAAACUACGAGAACGACGCAAACGACGACGGCGAUGGCCCGGAGGAUCCGGCACMGAACCAAGAGGAAGCAGCAGACAACGACAACGACGUCAACGACGGCGACGACGACCAGCAGGAGAUUGUCACCUCGACGGCCUUUUCCGACCUGGGCGUCUGCGAGGCCCUCGUCGAGGCAUGCGACACCCUGGGCUGGAAGUCCGCGACCCGCAUCCAGGAGAAGGUCCUGGCGGACGCCCUUUCCGGCCGGGACGUCAUCGGCCUGGCCGAGACCGGGUCGGGAAAGACGGGGGCCUUUUGCAUCCCCAUGCUCCAGGCCCUGCUGGAGAACCCGGUCCGCGGGUCCGUCUUUGGCGUCGUCCUGGCCCCCACCCGCGAGCUGGCCUUCCAGAUCCACGCCGUCGUGGAGGGCCUGGGGACCACCAUGGGGGCCACCAGCUUGUGCGUCGUCGGGGGGGUCCCGGUGACGCAGCAGUCGAUCGCCCUGGGCCGGAACCCGCACAUUCUUGUGGCCACCCCCGGCCGGCUGCUGGACCACCUGACCAACACCAAGGGCUUCCACCUGCGCAACCUCAAAUACCUGGUCCUGGACGAGGCCGACCGGAUGCUCUCCCUGGACUUUGAGCAGGAGCUCAACGAGCUCCUGGAGGUCAUUCCCGAGGACCGGACCACCCUGUUGUUCUCGGCCACCAUGACAUCCAAGGUGCAGAAGCUCCAGAGGGCCUGCCUGAAGGACCCCGUCCGGGUGGAGGUCUCGACCAAGUUCCAGACCCCCAAGAAGCUCCUCCAGUCCUACGUCUUUAUCCCCGCCAAGUACAAGGACUGCUACCUCACCUACCUGGUCAACGAGUACGCCGGCCAGUCGAUGCUCAUCUUCGGGGCCACCUGCAACAACGUCCAGCGGCUGGCGCUGAUGCUCCGGAACCUCGGCUUCCCCGCCAUUUGCCUGCACGGACAAAUGUCCCAGCCCAAGCGCCUGGGGGCCCUGCACAAGUUCACGGGCGGCUCCCGGUCGAUCCUCAUCUGCACGGACGUGGCCGCCCGCGGCCUGGACAUCCCCAGCGUCGACCUGGUCAUCAACUUCGACCUCCCCGGCCACGGGAAGGACUACAUCCACCGGGUCGGCCGGACGGCCCGGGCGGGCCGGUCCGGGAAGGCCAUUGCCAUGGUGACCCAGUACGACGUGGAGGUCUACCAGCGCCUCGAGGGCCUCCUGGGAAAAAAGCUCCCGGAGCACAAGCUCGACGAGGAGACGGUCCUGGUGCUCCUGGAGCGGGUCAGCGAGGCCCAGCGAAUGGCGACCCGGGAGCUCAAGGAGCAGCUGGCGACCUCCAGGGGCUCGGGCGGCCGGAGGAAGCGCAGGGGCGCCGGCGAGGAGGCCUACGAGGGGGACCUCGGCAGGGGCAUCCGCAAGGGGUACUACGCCGGCGGAAGCGGUGGCAGGGGGGGCGCCCUGCCCAACCAGCGGGGGAGCGGCAAGCAGAAGAAACGAAAGUACUAACUCGCAGCAGCAGCGAGUACUAGCAGUAGCAACAGCAGCAGAAGCGGCGGAAGCCCCGGCCGCCGUGGACCGGAUUGGCCGUGCCGCCGGCAGGAGUUGCUAGCAGCAAGCAGUUCUACUAGUAGCUAUUUCCAUCGGUGCUUUUUGGUUGUUCUGCUCCUGCCGAUGUUACGUUUUCGGAAGCACCGCCAGUACUUACUACACACAUAGUAGACGAUCAUCCCGGAGCGUAAUACCGUACUUAGUUGUCUUGAUCAGUACUUGUUUCUUACGUACAACUGUACUUAGUUGUACUUUUACUAUCAC
Molecule: messenger RNA, 2025 nt
Organism: Pseudo-nitzschia multistriata
Lineage: Eukaryota; Bacillariophyta; Bacillariophyceae; Bacillariales; Bacillariaceae
Source: the annotation of a GenBank genome assembly